AUGUUGCGGGCUUUGUUAGUGCUUUGUUGAAAAUUCGUUGCAUUCCUGCCAAGUGUAUUUUGUGUCGAAUAACUAUUUUAGCUAGCCUAUCGAUAGCUCCGCUCGAUGACUAGCGAAAGCGAUAUUCGCACUAUCCUUUGCCGUGCGCUGGACGCCGAUGAACUGGGCAAGAAGGAAGAAGCCAUCAACCUGUAUGGGCAAGCAGUGGAGAAAAUCUUGCGGCUCGAAGAUCGCGAGGUGCGCGAGAAGCUUAACAAGUUCGCCAAGCAGGCCCUGGAGCGAGCGGAAGAGUUGAAGGGAAUAAAGUAUUCCAGUCCAGUGAACCCUCAGCCAUCUGCAAGCCUUACCCCAACGACGCUGCAACAACCCGUGCGGAGUAGUUCCGUAUUGAGUAGGUUCAUUGAAGCAAGUCCCUCACGGUCGGGUCCCCUGUUGGAGAUCAGCGGAAGCCGCCAUGCCUACACCAACGAGGAGAAAAAGGUGCUCGAACACACGUCCUACGUCAACGCAAAGGUGUACGUACCGUUCAUGGACAUCGACCUGCUGGAAAAGUUCCACUUUCCGAUGCCGUUCACCGACAAAGACGGUUACCUGGAGCUUGCACCCAAGCAGAAGCGCGAUUUCGUCAGCUGGGUGCGCGUGAGCGAGCUGAGUGAACACCCGCAGCUGAUCGUGGGGGACCAUGCGGACUUUUACAGCAUUCGACAGACGGUCGUAUCGGAUUGCAGCUUCGUGGCGUCGCUUGCCGUGGCGUCACAGUUCGAGAAGAGAUUUAAGCGCCGGAUCCUCACGUCGAUCAUCUACCCGCGUAACAGCCGAGACGAACCGGUGUACAACCCAAGCGGGAAGUACUCGAUCCGGAUGCACGUGAACGGUAUUCCGCGGAAGGUGGUGAUCGACGACCACUUGCCGAUGGGCCGGCACAAUCAGCUGCUGUGCUCGUACUCGAGCAAUAAGAAUGAGUUCUGGGUGUCACUGUUGGAGAAGGCGUACAUGAAGCUGAUGGGAGGGUACGAUUUUCCCGGUUCCAACAGUAACAUCGAUCUCCAUGCACUGACGGGAUGGAUACCGGAACGGGCGGUGGUGAAAUCGACUGAACCGAACUUUGACGCGGAUGCGGUGUUCAACCGGCUGCGGGAGAGCUUGAGUUUGGGCCGUUGCUUGGUGACGGUGGCGACGGGCGAGCUGACGGACGCGGAAGCCGAUCGGACCGGGCUCGUAUCGACACAUGCGUACGCCGUGCUGGAUAUGCGUGAGGUGGACGGCGUGAAACUGCUGCAGCUAAAGAACCCCUGGUCGCAUCUACGCUGGCGCGGUAACUACUCCGAACUGGACGCGGUACACUGGACACCGGAGCUACAGCGGACGCUCGGGUACGAUCCGAAGCUGGCGGCUACGUUCGAUAACGGCGUGUUCUGGAUCGACUACCGCUCGAUCAUCAAUUUCUUCGACGUGUUCUACCUGAACUGGGACCCGACGCUGUUCCAGUACACGUAUUGCAUCCACCAGUCGUGGAGUGCUGGCGUUGGUCCGACGAAGGACGCGUACAACGUCGGUGAUAACCCGCAGUUCAGCCUAACGGUACCGGCAGGGCAGGGUUCGGUGUGGAUACUGCUCACGCGCCACAUCACAAGCAUCGAGGACUUUCGCGAAAACCACGAGUACAUCACGGUGCUGGUGUACAACGGGAAUGGCCGGCGGGUUUACUACCCAACCGAUCCGCCGCCCUUCAUCGACGGUGUGCGCAUCAAUAGCCCGCACUAUCUGUGCAAGAUCCGGCUGGAUCCGACGGCGGAACGCCGCUACACGCUGGUCGUGUCGCAGUACGAAAAAACCGCCACCAUCUACUACUCGCUGCGUGCGUACAGCCGGACGAAAUUUGAGCUUAAACAGCUCGGCCAGCGGUACACGACCGUGGAAAAUCUGAACGGUGAAUGGAGCAGCAAGACGGCCGGCGGAUGCAUGAACCACCCGGCGACGUACAAGAACAACCCGCUCUACCGGUUGCAUAUUGGCCCGGCGGACACGAGCGAUCUCGUGAUCGAGCUGCGCGGUCCCAAGGUGUAUCAGGUGGGGCUCGAUCUGACGGUGGUUUCGCUGGCGGACGCCACCGUGACUGCGCCGUUCGUGUCACAGAAAACCGGUGUCUAUCGGUCCGGAUUUUGCGUGCUCGACCUCGAAGCCAUCCCGGCCGGUGUGUACCAGGUGCGACCUUCCACGUUCCUGCCCGAGCAGGAAUCGCCCUUCUUCCUGAAGGUGAAAUCCACCACGAACGUUGUGAUCGAGAAGCUUAAUUAACCGCGAUCCGUGCGGCUUACGUUGGUUAGCUUGAAGCGCAGCACACAGCUUAUUUUAACUUGUUGAAUGUUGAUCGAUGUGCGAUGUAAUCUACGGCACCAAACUCUCGAAUGUGUAAAUA
This is a messenger RNA of Anopheles nili, 2419 nucleotides long. RefSeq names its product calpain-7-like. Lineage: Eukaryota; Metazoa; Arthropoda; Insecta; Diptera; Culicidae. Gene Ontology annotation, molecular function: calcium-dependent cysteine-type endopeptidase activity. The record is from RefSeq and is a predicted model, not a curated record. The coding region runs from base 106 to 2298 and encodes 730 amino acids. The transcript is spliced from 4 exons. Gene Ontology annotation, biological process: proteolysis.